Molecule: messenger RNA, 3912 nt
Organism: Panicum hallii
Lineage: Eukaryota; Viridiplantae; Streptophyta; Magnoliopsida; Poales; Poaceae
Product: transcriptional corepressor SEUSS-like
Exons: 9
Coding region: 620-3367 (915 amino acids)
Biological process (GO): negative regulation of transcription by RNA polymerase II; positive regulation of transcription by RNA polymerase II
Cellular component (GO): nucleus; transcription regulator complex
Source: RefSeq, a predicted model, not a curated record
CUCUCUCUCUCCCCCCCACCCCCUUCCCUUCCCUUCCUUUCGCAGCUCGCGUUCGCUUCCGCUUCCUGCUCCCCCACCUCCCUCUCUCGUAGGAGGCGCCGAGUGGAGUCGCUCGCGGGAGUGCGGGAGCCUAGCUCGUCUCGGCAGCGCCAUCUCGGCGCCUGAGUGCGGGAGGCUCGGCUGGGUCGCGCGCUGCCGCGGAGGAUUGAGGCCCCGGAUCGGCGGGGUUCUGCCGCGGGCUCGCUCGGAUCGACCAGGCGCCGGGGCGGAAUUCCGGUCGCGGUUGCCUCGUUCCGCGACGGAGGCGGUGCUGGGGGAGCUGGUGACCGGUGCCCGGCGGCUAAUCCGCGCCUCCUGAGUUCCCUUCUGGUGGCCGGCCGUGCUGCAAUUCGCGCCGCUGCUCGCUCGCUCGGUCCCAGUGGAUUUGGAAGACAGAGGGAGCGGGUGCUGCCUCAGCCUCGCUCGUUUUUUUUCCACCACUGGUGCGGCGGCUGCAACCCCGCGGUAGAUUUGCCGCGCCGCGAGCCGCGGCGGCGGAUGCUUCGGCGCGCGGCGGAUCUCGAGCGCUCCCGCUGCGCGGCGUGAGAGGUGCGGUCUCCCCGGCCUGGAUUCUCGGAGGAUGAUUCCGUCGGGGCAGCCCAACCCGAUGGGCCAGGGACAGCAGGUGAGCGCCUCGCUGCUGCGGACGAGCUCCAGCCUCCUCGGUGCCGGCGCCGGCGGUGGCGGCCAGCCGGGGAUGGGGAUGGGCGGCGGCGGCGGGGUGCUCCCGUCCCAGUCGCCCUUCGCGUCCCUCGUCUCGCCGCGCACGCAGUACGGCGCCGCCGGGGGCGGGUUGCUCGCGGGCGCGUCCAAUGUCGCGUCGCUGCUCAGCCGGCAGCAGUCCUAUGGGAAUGGGGGGACUGGGGCAAUGCCUGGCCGCCUUUCGAUGGGUGGCCUGCAGCAGCAGCAGCAGCACCGAGGAGGAGGGCUCGAUGGUGUUGGUGAUUUGGUUGGCGCUGGAGGGCCAGAUUCCAUGGCGUUCCCGUCCUCCUCCCAAGGCAGUUUGGGAAGUCAGCUUGGCGGCGAUAACUUGCAGCAGCACCAGCAGCAGAUGGACGCUGCACAAGAUUCACAGAAUCAGCAACAGCAGCAGCACCAGCAGCAACAGCAAAUGUCGAUGCCCUACAACCAGCAGCACAUGUUGCCACAAACACAGCAGCAGCCACAGCCUCCGGUGAAGAUGGAGAAUGGUGGCGUCUUGGGCGGGGUCAAAUUAGAGCAGCAGCAGAUGGGGCAGCCUGAUCAGAAUGGUCCUGCGCAGAUGCUGCGCAGUUCCAGUGGUGGCGUGAAGCUUGAGCCGCAGCUGCAAUUGAGGGGCUUGGGUGCUGUCAAGAUGGAGCACCAAAGCUCGGACCCAUCGGUGUUCCUGCAGCAACAGCAGCAGCAGCAGCAGCAACAUAUGUUGCAGCUGUCUAAGCAGAACCCUCAGGUUGCAGCUGCUCAGUUGAGCCUCUUACAGCAGCAGCAGCGGUUCCUGCAUCUGCAGCAGCAGCAGCAGCAACAACAGCAGCAGCAGAUUCUCAAGAAUUUGCCUUUGCAGAGAAACCAAUUGCAGCAGCAGCAGCAACAGCAGCAACAACAACAUCAGCAGUUGCUUCGUCAACAAAGUCUAAAUAUGAGAACUGGUAAAACACCAGCUUAUGAACCAGGAACCUGUGCAAAGAGAUUGACACACUACAUGUAUCACCAGCAAAACAGGCCACAGGACAAUAACAUUGAAUACUGGAGAAACUUUGUCAAUGAAUAUUUUGCCCCUAGUGCCAAGAAGAGGUGGUGUGUUUCUCUGUACGGAAAUGGUCGCCAAACUACUGGAGUUUUCCCUCAGGAUGUUUGGCAUUGUGAGAUAUGCAAUAGGAAGCCAGGACGGGGCUUUGAAACUACGGUUGAGGUCUUGCCACGGCUAUGUCAAAUCAAAUAUGCCAGUGGUACACUUGAGGAGCUUCUGUAUGUUGACAUGCCGCGGGAGUCCCAGAAUUCAUCUGGACAGAUUGUUUUGGAUUAUACCAAGGCAAUCCAGGAGAGUGUCUUUGAGCAAUUACGUGUAGUUCGUGAGGGGCAUUUAAGAAUUGUAUUCAACCAAGACCUCAAGAUUGCUUCGUGGGAGUUUUGUGCCAGGCGUCAUGAGGAACUUAUUCCUAGAAGAUCAAUCAUACCACAGGUCAGUCAACUUGGUGCUGUAGUGCAAAAGUAUCAGUCAUCCGUUCAAAAUUCAGCAUCACUCUCAAAUCAGGACAUGCAGAACAAUUGUAACUCGUUUGUUGCAUGUGCUCGCCAGUUGGCUAAGGCACUUGAAGUGCCGUUGGUGAAUGAUUUAGGAUACACAAAAAGAUAUGUCCGCUGCCUCCAGAUUGCAGAGGUCGUCAAUUGUAUGAAAGACUUAAUUGAUUACAGCAGGCAGACUGGGUCUGGUCCAAUAGAUAGCUUGCAUAAAUUCCCUAGAAGGGGGGCUCCAGCGAUUAGUUCCCUUCAACCACCGCAGCAACCUGAGGAGCAACAACCUGUUCCUCAGAAUUCAAACCAAAGUGGUCAAAACUCUGCUCCUGCAACUGGAAUGCAGGUUUCUGCCUCUGGCAAUGGUGAUGCCACAUCAAACAAUUCACUCAAUUGUGCACCAUCUACUUCCGCACCAUCUUCUUCUUCUGUUGUUGGUCUCCUCCAAGGCUCAAUAAAUUGCAGACAAGAUCAUCCAACAAGCAGUGGCAAUGGUCUGUAUAAUGGUGGAAGCAAUGCUUCAGUUGCUAAGGCGAACUCGACAAAUUCUAUGCAAUCAAAUCCACAAGCAUCUUUUCCUUCACCAGCACCCUCAGCAUCAAAUGGCAACAUGAUGCCUGCUCCUCAGCAUUCAAACCAGAUGAACUCGCCGACCAUGUCAUCAAACCUACCUCCUAUGCAAACACCUACAAGUCGACCUCAGGAACCUGAAUCAAAUGAGUCGCAGAGCUCAGUCCAGAGGAUAUUGCAAGAGAUGAUGAUGCAAUCUCAAAUGAAUGGUGUUGGACCGGUGGGAGGUGAUAUGAAGAGAGCGAACACAAUUACUCCCGGUCUUAACGGGGUUAACUCUUUUGUUGGUACCCCCAUGACAAAUAACCCUGGAAUGAAUGGAAUGGGAUUUGGGGCUAUGGGAGGCAUCAGUCAAUCAAUGAGAACAGCAAUGGGGAAUAAUGCGAUGGCGAUGAAUGGAAGAACUGGGAUGAACCACAGUGCGCAUGACCUGACGCAGCUGAGCCACCAGCAGCAACAGCGUGAUAUAGGGAACCAACUACUUGGGGGCCUCAGAGCUGCAAAUAGCUUCAAUAACCUUCAAUAUGACUGGAAGUCGUCCCAAUAGAGUGAGCUGGAGUUAAAAGGCUCGCAUCUGAUAUGAUACAGUUAUCCUCACUGGGUUCGUCACUGACAACAGAAAAGUUACAUUGCCAUGAUCCGCCCUCCCUCGGAAGCGGCGGGUGCUUUACUGAUGGUGCAUGCUACAUGUUACAGCCAAAGGAAACAUUAGCGAUGAUGGGUACAUGUUACAACAACUGUCUGUAUGGCUGUGUUCCUUUGUAUUUCGCCUGUGGAAUUUCGCGUCUGCUUAGGCGAUCGUACCGUAAAAAUGAGAGCCUGCCUUCACUCGCCCUUCUCGGGGCGAGUGGUUGGCGCAUCCCAAACUGGGUGGAAGAUGACAGCGUCUUUCCCCUGUUUUUUCGGGUUGGAUGACAUGAGUUUUCUCUUCCAGUCUGUACUCUCGUGUACCAUGGCUCCUCGGAAGUUGUGAAAGCAUGUGUACCGUGCCGCCUUUGGCGGCCAGGAAUCUCAUUGUAGCUGUGCUGUACUAUGUAUAAUCGGUUAUUUACUAGUGGAAAGCAUCAGAAAAAUUUUCUGACGGUAUUUGAA